Molecule: messenger RNA, 3122 nt
Organism: Rattus norvegicus (Norway rat)
Lineage: Eukaryota; Metazoa; Chordata; Mammalia; Rodentia; Muridae
Source: RefSeq, a predicted model, not a curated record
GGGAGACGGCAGCGUGGGCGGCUGCUGGAGAGAGGGAGAGCCCGGCAGAGAGGAAAGAGAAACUGGGAGAGGGAGGAAGAGAGAAAGUGAGGAAGAGAACUUGAAAAGGAAAGGAAACAGAUGUGUCUGAUCAGGGAGAUAGAGGAAGAGACUGAGGAGAACGGAAGUAGAUGAGUGGGAUGGAGUGGGGGAGGGGACGGGGAAGUGAUUAGACAGCAGCAGUCAGGUAGGGAGAGGGACUGGGAGAGGUGACAUAGGCAGAGGGGAGGGGAGAGAGAGAGAGAGAGAGGAAGAGACAGAGACACCGAGAGACACAGUGGGAGAGACAGAAAGAGACAGAGAGGGGGGAGACAGAGAGCUCACAAAACAGAGAAGAAAAGAAAGCAAGUAUCAGGUGAGGAGACCAACUCUGAGAGGCAGUGUCUAAGACACAAAAAGAGGUGACAUCCUGUCACCGGGACACCAGAGCUGGCUCUCGAUGGAGCAGGGCCGACCCAGGAGCAGCCUCAGCCUGACCAGCAGUGCUUCCACUGUAUCCUCCCUGAGCAGCCUGAGCGCCAAGGCAUGUGCAGCUCUCCUCAGCCUCCUUGCCUGCUUUCUAAGAGAAACCACUCGGGAGCCAGUCCCAGGAGAAGCCCUCAUUCAUUUCUGUUCCUACUGCACCUCAGAAGCCUACUCGUGUGGUACACAAGGUCCAUGCCUUUGGGAAAAGGAACAAUGCACUUCGGCGAGACCCCAACCUGCCUGUGCACAUUCGUGGCUGGCUGCAUAAACAGGAUAGCUCAGGCCUCCGGCUGUGGAAACGCCGUUGGUUCGUCCUUUCAGGCCAUUGCCUCUUCUACUACAAGGACAGCAGAGAAGAGAGUGUCCUGGGCAGUGUACUGUUACCCAGCUACAGUGUCAGGCCGGAUGGGCCAGGAGCCCCACGAGGCCGGCGAUUCACCUUCACGGCAGAGCACCCGGGCAUGAGGACCUAUGUCCUUGCAGCUGACACAUUGGAAGACCUGAGAGGUUGGCUUCGAGCACUGGGAAAGGCCUCUCGUGCAGAGGGGGAAGAUUGUGGACUACCGAGGUCCCCUGCACGUCCCAGGCCUGGGGAAGGUCCCGGGGGUCCCGGAGGACCCCCCGAGGUGAACAGAAGGGAAGAGGGGCGAACCUCAGAAUCACCAGAGGUAGCUCCGCUCUCCAGAGGUCCUGGCAGACAUGAAAUGCACGCUCCCGGCUCUUCAGCUGAUCUGCAGCCUGACACCUGGAGUCGGAGAACCAGGAGCCCAGAGCCGUUCUCACCCCUCUCCCGGCCUCCCUCCCCUCUGAGCCUUCCCCGUCCUCGUUCUGCUCCGGUCAGGCGACCACCUCUCUCAGCAGGAGACAUUUCAUUUCCUGCUCGACCGCACACUCCCUUGAGUCGCAUCGAUGUCCGACCUCCUCUGGAUUGGGGACCCCAAAGACAGACCCUCUCCCGACCUCCCAUUCCACGCCGAGGACCUUUCUCUGAAGCAGGCGGAGGACGGCCACCCAGGAGCCCCCAGCUCCGGACACCAGAGCAUAGAACACAGUCUACCCAGGUCUCCUCUGGUUCAUCCACCUACCUCCAGCUGCCCCCAAGACCCCCUGGCACCCAGGCUUCCAUGAUUUUGCUGCCAGGACCCCCUGUGGACUCAACUUUGCAUCAGAGCUUGGAGACAGAUACUUUGUUGACCAAGCUGUGUGGGCAGGACCGGCUCCUGAGGCAGCUACAAGAGGAUCUGGACAAGAGGCAGGAAGAGAAGGAGCAGCUAGAGGCAGCCUUGGAGCUGACCCGGCAGCAGCUGGGUCAGGCUACCCGGGAGGCUGCAGCUUCUGGGAAGGCCUGGGGUCGCCAACGCCUCCUGCAGGACCGGCUGGUGAAUGUGAGGGCUGCUCUGUGUCACCUGACUCAGGAGCGAGAGCGGGUUUGGGACACGUACAGCGGCCUGGAGCAGGAUCUCGGCACGUUAAGAGAGACUCUCGAGUACCUGCUGCACCUCGGGUCUCCCCAGGACCGUGCGUCUGCCCAGCAGCAGCUGUGGAUGGUGGAGGACACAUUGGCAGGUCUAGGUGGCCCCCAGAAACAGCCCCCACAUACUGAGCCCAAGUCUCCAUCCCCUGCACCCCAACGAGAGGAGUCCUCAGAGCGGGAGAGCCUUUCAGAGUCACUGGAGCUCAGCUCCCCUCAGUCCCCUGAGGUGGACUGGGGUCAACCCCCAGGAGGUGACAGAGCCCUCAGCAGCUCUCAGUCAGGUGUCGGGUCUCCAAGAGUCUCCCGGGCAUCCAGCCCUGAAUGUCGCCAACAGUCAUCUCCGCUGCUGAGAACUAAGGCCCCGCUGGCGCGGCCUAGGAUGAGCGCUCAGGAGCAGCUGGAGCGCAUGCGUAGAAACCAAGCAUGUGGGCUCUCUCUUCCUCGCCCUACCUCCCCAAGGCUCCUGACCCUGGGAAGGACACUAUCCCCAGUUCCACGCCAGCCUGACAUGGAGCAGAGGCCUAUUGUAGGAGCUGCGAAAUGGCUCAGGAGUUCCGGGUCAUGGAGUAGUCCUAGGCACUCCACAACCUACUCACCCGUGUCUGGAGGCCACCGGGAACGAGUGCUCAGCCUCUCCCAAGCUCUUGCUACAGAGGCUUCCCAGUGGCACAGGCUGAUGACAGCCUCUCCAGAGAGAAAUUUGGACACCAGGGGAGACUGUCUCCAGCCAAGUCCACAGCCUCCCAGUGAAGAGCUGCCCCAGGUCACCUCGUCCCCAACUUCUCACAAGGCUAACUCGGCUACCACAGGGUUCUCAUGCCAAGGGAGUGGGAGAGGCCUGGCUCCGUGGGAGCCCAGGUGGGACCCUGGGAAGGCCCCUCCAGCUCUGGCCCAGGAAGAGGGGGCAUGGCCCCUGAGAGUCACUCUGCUGCAGUCCAGCUUUUGACUCCUGCCUUUGCACUGGGUGCUAAAGGCUGGAAGCACAACCUUGAGGUGUGGGACCAUUCAGGACCACAGGGGAGAGGUUCAUUUCAGCCUGUGUUCUAGGAGGGCCGGGGCUAUGAUGGUCAAAGAUUGAUUAUCCCAACACUGUCCGAACUUGGAUUAAAACUUUGAACUAGUCAAUAAAUAGCUUUAUUCUCUC